Messenger RNA from Cryptotermes secundus, 1098 nucleotides. RefSeq lists its product as uncharacterized. The record is from RefSeq and is a predicted model, not a curated record. The transcript has 5 exons. The coding region runs from base 196 to 768 and encodes 190 amino acids. NCBI's taxonomy places the organism in Eukaryota, Metazoa, Arthropoda, Insecta, Blattodea, Kalotermitidae.
GUUUGUUGUAACGGAAUGCAAAGUAAAUACUACAAGAUUUAAGAGCGCUAUGGAAACUGCCACGUGAAUUAUGAAGUCAAACACAGCAUUCGCUUACGGUAAAGAGCAUUGCUCUUUAGCAUUGCUUGGUCUAUUAAGGAACACAGGAAAUUCUGUAUCGUCCGAGAUCAGCUGUGCUUUUCAAAGAAAGAAGAAAUGUCGCUAUCUCCUUUAAGAGGAACUGUGUUUCUAACGCUGAUGUUGUACUGCUGGUUGUCUACCGACACUCGUUGGAACGUACGAGCUUUGGUGUACCCUAAAGGUGCUACGUACAAGUUUAAUAUAGGUAUGGGAUUCCCUGUGGAUUUGCCGCAGAAAAUCCUGUCGUUUUCAAUGAACUUCCAGUUCCAGUACACGCAGCCUACGAACUUCACUCCUCUGAAAGAGUUCCCUGAAGUCAGACGGUCCUUUCGUGAGACAGUGGACAGGAGUUCGUCUUACCUAGCCCUGCAGAAUGUCAUGGAUAGACAUGGGUUGGACGGCAGAAACUGUCUUCUGAGAAGUAUCUGCGAGGUUGCAGAGGCCCCGGUCUACUACAACGGGUUAAUAGGAGAAUUACUCCACGUGAUUCUUUCGCCAGGAUAUGGCUUCAACACCGAAGAACAUGUCGACUGGGACUACCACGAGGCGAGACGUCACGGAGAAGGGGGUGGAGACUGCCGCCAGGCCUACCCGACCUGUCCCUUCGGUGAUGGACUCCUAGAUCUGAUAUCUCUGUUGGACACCUAACACUGGCCAAGCUUUGGCACGAAUGCAAUUAAAAUAUCAAAACUUCCAUAUUUUGUUCCAACUUUAUAAAUUUUGCUUUACAAAGUUGCGAGUGACUGUCCCACAUAUAAACUGAUAUUUAUGUAGAUUAAGAUACAUCUACUCGAGUGAAUAAUUCUGUCAUCUUCAUUAGUUAAUUGAUUUGAAUCCAGUUCAACUUCAAUAUUUAUUCCAGACUCCCACAACAUGCAAGUGAAAACAAACGUAAAACCUGAAUAUCAGUUAACUCAGCAAAUCUCUAUGAAGAUAAUAAUUAUACAACCUUGACUAGCGUAUUCGAUAUAGCGACUG